AUGCCAGCUGUUUUGGAAGAUUACCAAAGAAACUUUUUGGAAUUGGCAAUUGAAUCUCAAGCUUUGAAGUUCGGUUCCUUCACUUUGAAGUCUGGCAGACAAUCACCAUACUUCUUCAACUUGGGUCUGUUCAACACCGGUAAAUUGUUAUCCAAUCUAGCUACUGCUUAUGCCAUUGCUAUUAUCCAUUCAGAUAUAAAAUUCGACGUUAUCUUUGGUCCUGCUUAUAAAGGUAUCCCUCUAGCCUCUAUCGUCUGUGUUAAGCUAGCUGAAAUCGGUGGUACCAAAUAUCAAAAUAUUCAAUAUGCAUUUAAUAGAAAGGAGAAAAAAGAUCAUGGUGAAGGUGGUACUAUUGUAGGUGCUUCUUUGGAAAACAAAAGAAUUAUUAUUAUCGACGACGUCAUGACCGCCGGUACUGCAAUUAAUGAAGCUUUCGAAAUUAUUGCAAAGGAAAAUGGCCAAGUUGUCGGUUCAAUCAUUGCAUUAGAUAGACAAGAAAUCGUAAAUUCAGAAGAUAGAGACGGUUUAUCUGCCACCCAAUCCGUCAGCAAACGUUACAACAUUCCUGUCCUAAGUAUCGUCACUUUAACCGAUAUUAUCACUUAUCUAGAAGGCAAAAUCUCUCCAGAGGAAAAGGAAAAAAUUCAAGAGUAUCGUCAAAACUUUGGUGUUUAA
This is a messenger RNA of Vanderwaltozyma polyspora DSM 70294, 675 nucleotides long. RefSeq names its product orotate phosphoribosyltransferase URA10. Lineage: Eukaryota; Fungi; Ascomycota; Saccharomycetes; Saccharomycetales; Saccharomycetaceae. Gene Ontology annotation, molecular function: orotate phosphoribosyltransferase activity. The record is from RefSeq and is a predicted model, not a curated record. The transcript has a single exon. Gene Ontology annotation, biological process: pyrimidine nucleotide biosynthetic process; pyrimidine ribonucleoside biosynthetic process; 'de novo' pyrimidine nucleobase biosynthetic process. Bases 1 to 675 code for a protein of 224 amino acids. Gene Ontology annotation, cellular component: cytoplasm.